GAAACACACCCGUCAGCAGCGCGCAUUGGAGACUGAAAAAAAAACAAAAAAAACAGCGCAUCACGGACAAAGAAAAUAUGGGCGCGCUGGAGAGGAUUCACCACCGCCGGUACCGACAAUGGCUGAGCCGCUUCUGUUCCAUUCAGCCGGAAUUAAUUUAGCCCACCUUAAUGAGGUGCUGGGACGCGAGGUACUGCAAGCUAAAAAGGCGGAAGGCUGCGUUUGAAACCGUCUGCGGAUCCUAUGAGUUUGCAAUGGAUGUUGCGGGGAUAUGCAACCGGCGAGGGAGCAAUGUGCCUUUUUGUUAUUUUUUGAUAUUCUCCUUAUUUUGUGGCCUUUCGUUCGGACAAUUGCGCUAUUCCAUUACAGAAGAACUGGACAAUGGGGCACUGGUGGCUGAUCUUGCGCAAGACUUGGGGCUGGAUAUUCGAAGGCUGGCCAGCCGGAAAAUCAAGGUAACCUCCAGCAGCAGCAGCAAGCGCUACGUGAUUGUCAACCCUAAAAAUGGCAAAUUGCUUGUUAAUGAGAGGAUCGACAGGGAGGCGCUGUGCGAUGCGUCCAGCAGCUGCCUCAUCAAUCUGGAGGUUCUGGUGGAAAAUCCCACCGAGGUGCACCAUGUUGAGGUGGAAAUUGUGGACGCCAACGAUAAUGCGCCACAGUUCCCUAGGGAGGAGUACCAAGUUGAAAUCACAGAAUCCGCUUUGCCGGGGUCGAGGUACCCGAUUGAAAAUGCCCAGGAUUCCGACAUAGGGUCAAAUUCAGUUCGUUUGUAUCAGCUGAGCACAAAUGACCAUUUUGCGCUGGUAUCCAACAAACCUUCCCUGAACACAAAGCACAUCGAGCUCGUGCUCAAAAAGCCUCUCGAUCGGGAACAGACUGCUUACCACCAGAUCAUUUUGAGUGCUGUUGAUGGCGGGACACCUGAGAAAACAGGCACUGCAAAAAUCAACGUGCGAGUCCUGGAUUCGAAUGACAACGUCCCUAUGUUUGACAACUCCGUAUACAAGGUGAAACUGUUGGAGAAUUCGCCCAAAGACACCCUGGUGAUCAAACUGAAUGCCACCGACCUGGAUGAAGGCACAAAUGGUGAAGUGUACUACUCGUUUAGCAGCUACACUCCUGAGCGAGUCAGGCAGAUGUUCAGCAUGGACACUAAUACAGGAGAAAUAAGAGUAAGGAGAAAUGUUGACUAUGAGGAGACCAACUCGUACGAGAUGUACAUCCAAGCAAUGGACAAGGGUCCAGGGGCAGUGGCGGCACACUGUAAGGUGGUGGUAGAGGUGGUGGACGUGAACGACAACGUCCCUCAGAUCGUGCUGUCAUCCCUGUCAAGUCCUGUGAGGGAGGACGCUCGCGCCGACACGGUCGUGGCCCUGAUCAGCGUCACUGAUCGAGACUCCGGCGCCAACAAGCAGGUGUCUUUAGAGAUCCCGGCAGGCCUCCCUUUCAAAAUCAAGUCCUUUAGAAACUACUACACCCUAGUAACCUCAGCCUUCUUGGACCGUGAGACCAUUGAUGCCUACAAUGUCACACUGAGUGCCACAGAUGGAGGAAACCCUCCUCUUUCCUCUCAGAAGACCAUCCAGGUGGACGUGGCUGAUGUCAAUGACAACCCACCUCGAUUCGAGCAGACGUCAUACACGGUGUACGUGACCGAGAACAAUGGCCACGGGGCCUCUUUGUGUACCGUAAAGGCUCAAGACGCAGACAUCAAGGAGAAUGCACGCAUCACCUACACAGUUCUCAAUGACAAUAACCACGGCAUCCCUGUCACCUCCUAUGUGUCUGUAAAGGCCGAUACUGGCGAGGCUUAUGCCCUGCGAGCCUUCGACUAUGAAUCACUGAGAGAGUUUCACUUCCAGGUCAAAGCCCAAGAUGGGGGCAUUCCUCCGCUUAGUCGCGUCGCCACCGUCUACAUCUACAUAAUGGAUCAGAAUGACCACGCACCACUCAUCGUCAACCCUCCGGGUAAUGGCACACGCUCCUUAGAGACUGUUCAAAAGAACGCGGAUUCUGGUGCCUUGGUGACCAAAGUGGUGGCAUAUGAUGCGGAUGCCGGUCCAAACGCCUGGCUGGUUUACAUGCUCGAAACCGCCACUGACCUGGACUUGUUUAAGGUGCACGAACACACAGGUGAGAUCAGGACCACUCGUAGGAUCCUGGAAGAUAACUCAACCUCGUUUGCGCUAACGGUCUUGGUGAAGGACCACGGACAGCCUGCGCUCUCCUCCACCGCCACCAUCAAUGUGGCUGUCAUGGAGGUGCCCCCCAAAGUGGUCCCUGACCCCAAGAGGAUCAUUCGACCUCACAGCACACUGCUUUUCUCAAACGUGACCCUCUACUUGAUCGUCGCUUUGAGCGCCACCACCUUUGUUUUCCUGGUCACCGUGGUGGUGCUGGCAAUUGUCCGCUGCCAUGCCUACUGCACCCAACCGGGGUCCUGCUCCCCUUGCUGUGGGUCACAGAAGCCACCUCCUGAUGGCGGCAACAGUAGCGUGAGUGCUGGUGGCCCCGGCGGUGGUGGUGGAGCCGCAGGGCAACCUAAUAAUAAUGUGGUACUCCGGAGGGACCUUAAAGUUGAGCCUCACUACAUCGAAGUGCGCGGAAAUGGCUCGCUAACAAAGACUUACUGCUACAAGACCUGCUUGACGGCCACCUCCGGCAGUGACACCUUCAUGUUCUACAACACAGGACGACCCAUCAGUGGCACCUGGGGCAGUGGCGCUGACCGUUUCUUCACUAGUGGAAGUGGAUUUGUACGCAGACUGAGCAUGCCUGAUGCUUCGCUGCAAAUCUGCCCAGAGCCAAAAGCCCCAAAUGCUGACUGGCGAUAUUCUGCAUCUUUGAGGGCCGGGAUGCAGAGUUCGGUCCACAUGGAGGAGGCCUCUGUGAUGCAGGGUGCCCAAGGCAUGCUGGUCCAGAAUUGGCCCACUGUGUCCAGUGCUGCAGAUGGAGAGGGUGGCGGCGAGCUUUCUCCCCCAGUAGGUGCCGGUGUCAACAGCAACAGCUGGCACUUCCGUUACGGAGCGGGACAAAGCUAUGGCCCACCGCAGGCGCUGAAGCCCGGCGAGAUCCCUCCAGAAGCCUUCAUCAUUCCCGGAUCCCCCGCCAUCAUUUCUAUCCGCCAUGACCCCGGCCCUGUUGACGAUAAAGGUGACUUCAUAAGCUUUGGCAAGAAGGACGAAGCCAAGAAGAAGAAAAAAAAGAAGAAGGAUAAGAAGGAAAAGAAGGAUAAAGGAAAAGAUGAAGAAGAAUAAGGAGAGUUGAAUUGAAGCCAACCAAUUACAGAGCCAGAAAAAAAGCCAAAUUGAUAUCGUAUAAUUGCAGAAUAUGCAUUAAAUACCAUAUUUACACAGUAUUGUUGCCAUUCAGGCUUUAGGCUCUUUGCGGAAAGCAAAACUGCGAAUCAAAUGCUUUUUCUCUCGUUUGGCUCAUUUGGCCUUCGACUUUAACCAGUAGAAGUUCAUUCUAUUCAAAUGCAUUUUAUGCGAUCAGUAUACGCUGUGAAUUUAUUCAACCCCCGAGUUUGUAUAAUGAAAACCAAAACAGCAAAAAAAAAAAAAAAGAGCAAUUUGUAUUUGAUUAUUGCCAGCACGCCAUGCUGGGUGCUAAGUGAAAGCCAAACUGAAAAAUGUGACCUUUUUUUUUGUCUUCAGUAAUACAUAGUAAUUCUGCAAAUGUUGGUAUUUUGUAUAAAAGGGAAAAAAACGAACAAGAAACACGUGAUAUGUGGACCGUAAAAUGAGCACCUUAUAGAGAAUAAGGUGGCUGAGGCACGCAAGAUGACCGUACAGCUUUCUUUCGGUGUAACAGCACAUAAACGCGCAGCAGCGUCCAAAACACGCAAACCCCCAAAAACAUGUGUAAUAUUGGGAAAACACAACAGAAGUACGAUGAAACCAGAAGUUAGCAUGCUACUACAAAUGAUAAUGAUAAAUGGGUUAUACUUGUAUAGCGCUUUUCUACCUUCAAGGUACUCAAAGCGCUUUGACAGUAUUUCCACACACACAUUCACACACACAUUCACACACUGAUGGUGGGAGCUGCCAUGCAAGGCACUAACCAACAGCCAUCAGGAGCAAGGGUGAAGUGUCUUGCCCAAGGACACAACGGACGUGACUAGGAUGGUAGAAGGUGGGGAUUGAACCCCACUAACCAGCAACCCUCCGAUUGCUGGCACGGCCACUCUACCCACUUCGCCACGCCGUCCCCCUGUCCAUUGGAAUGAGGCGUCAACGCGACCGCCAUCUAGAGCAGGGGGAGGCCAGAGCUUUUUACCGUAUUAGCCAACUGAGACAGAGGUAUACACUAUAUUGCCAAAAGUAUUUGGCCACCUGCCUUGACUCACAUAUGACUUGAAGUGCCAUCCCAUUCCUAACCCAUACGGUUCAAUAUGAUGUCGGUCCACCUUUUGCAGCUAUUACAGCUUCAACUCUUCUGGGAAGGCUGUCCACAAGGUUGCGGAGUGUGUUUAUAGGAAUUUUUUACCAUUCUUCCAAGAGCGCAUUGGUGAGGUCACAUACUGAUGUUGGUAGAAGGCCUGGCUCUCAGUCUCCGUUCUAAUUCAUCCCAAAGGUGUUCUAUCGGGUUCAGGUCAGGACUCUGUGCAGGCCAGUCAGGUUCACCCAAACCAAACUCUGUCAUCCAUGUCUUUAUGGACCUUGCUUUGUGCACUGGUGCACAGUCAUGCUGGAAGAGGAAGGGGCCCGCUCCAAACUGUUCCCACAAGGUUGGGAGCAUGGAAUUGUCCGAAAUGUUUUGGUAUCCUGGAGCAUUCAAAGUUCCUUUGACUGGAACUAAGGGGCCAAGCCCAACUCCUGAAAAACAACCCCACACCAUAAUUCCUCCUCCUCCAAAUUACACACUCCUACUACUUCAUGGCUGAGUUGCUGUUGUUCCCAAACUCUUCCAUUUUCUUAUAAUAAAGCCGACAGUUGACUUUGAAAUAUUUAGGAGUGAGAACAUUUCACGACUGUAUUUGUUGCACAGGUGGCAUCCUAUGACAGUUCCACGCUGGAAAUCACCGAGCUCCUGAGAGCGGCCCAUUCUUUCACAAAUGUUUGUAGAAACAGUCUCCAUGCCUAAGUGCUUGAUUUUAUACACCUAUAGCUGGGCCAAGUGAUUAGGACACCUGAUUCUCAUCAUUUGGAUGAGUGGCCAAAUACUUUUGUCAAUAUAGUGUAUCAAGUAAAAUGUUGACGCCAGUCAGAUGCACAUCGGUCUAAUUAGUCUGACAAAACCCCUGCUCAAGAUAGCGGGUGUUGACGUGCCUGACAAGCAUAAAGGCGGCAUCCACGUUUUCAUAUCUAUUCGCCCUAAAGGGAGCGAUAUGCAAAUACAUGAGCCGAAUGUCCAGAAAAAGGUUGGCGUUGGUGUGAAAAUGUAUUUCUCUUAGAUUGUUUUGAACAAUAUUAUGGAGCUACCAAUUUAAAGCCCCACUUAAGAACUUUCCGUUUUGGUUGAGUUUGGCGGCGUCAGUGGACCAAAGCGGUAGUGUUUUGCCUGAAGGAAGACCACAUUUCUCAUGAAGACCAGCGCAUAGGGUUAGUCAGUCAGUAUGACCGAUCUUUCCACAGGAGGAACCUCCAUAUUUUACUCAAACUUUAUAUUUGCAGUUUGCAGUCAUCGCAUUGUUUUUUCUUGAUAAAGUACUUUUGAGUUUGUUGAGUGGCUGGUCGUGUCAGUGUGGAACUACGAACUAUCAAGCCAGUGGCUAUUUAUUGCUACCACGCAAAUUUCUGACAGCUAAUGAUAGCAUUAUCGUUUUGACUUGAGUAUCAAAAGGUAUUUAUUAAUAAAGCAGUAACAGAGCCAAGGCAGCAUUGGUCUGAAGUCCCUCCUCGUCUUUGAGCGAAAGCCGGGCCAAUGCCUGUCUUCUUUAUUUGUUCGUCUCUUCAGACAAAACUUUUCGUUUCUUUGGUUGUUUUGCAGUUUCUGCGAUGAUAGGAGUAAUUGCAUGUAGGCGUUUGCAUCGACUUAGCUCUUUGUAACAAAUGGGGAAGGCAGGAGUGACGUAUGCCGUAAAGCAAGUCAGCACAUUUGUAGUUUUUUGUGUGGCAGGGUUCCUGCCACCCCCCUCAAAGUUGCUUAGUGCCAGUGAAAGCGAAACAGACCCCCUCAGGACAUGACAGAGGUGUCAUUCAACCAGUUCUAAGUCCAUGUAUCAUCCCAAAAAGUUAUUAAGAUAUUUUAUGAAGGUUAAAAAGUUACUUAGUGAUGCUUUAAUGGGUUGUGUUUUCCCCAUAUUGCAUGUGUUUUGGAUGUUGCUGUCCCCGUCAGCCACACUAGUCAAGGGCCUACGCUGGGUUACACCAACUAUGCGAAGGUUAGAUCACAGGUUACAUUAGUGGCUUGUUAGAAAACUACAACAUUUGAUUGUAUUGUAAUUGUUAAGGGACAUACCAUGGCUAGAGUUAGGUUUAGCAUUAAGACGAUAGAUAAAUAUGGAAUGAGCAAUGGUCACCAGUCACUGUGAGGAUAUUGGUUUGAUAAUAUUGAUCCUCAAAGGAUGAGACCAUGAGGUUUAAUAUGAGUUUUUGUAUUUUUGUAAUUCCAUCCUCUGCAACUCGGUUGCGCAUUUUAAAGUACACCAUUGUACACCGUCCUGAGAGCUAGUGUCCUCUGCAAUGGACACCCGGUUUUGUUAUUGUUUUCACACUUUUUUACUUAAGUGAAACGAUUUUUAUACUUUUUUAAAUCAAACAUUAAAUUUGAUGCAUGUUAUGUACUAAAACAAAUCAAUGGGAAAGAAAUUGUUGAAUAAUCAUUUGUUUUGGUGAUCAUUAAAACAUACAUUUGUAAGCCAUCCAAAAUCAACUCCGAUCCACAUUCUAACCCAGUCUUUCAAGACAAGCACUGAGGCUGUAUAUGGGGACAUUUGUCAUUAUAUUAUUAUCAAUGACGGAGCAGGAAGUGACUAAGCUAAGCUGGUUUGCGGUAACAUGUCAUAUGUAGCGCCAUGUCAAUCAUUAAUUGACAUUUUAUGUACUCUUCUUUAAACAAAACGAUCAGCAUAUAAAUGUACAUUGCAGAGGGCGCUGGUUCUCAGGAGGGUGUGGGCAAUGAUGCAAUCUCAAAAUCGUGUCCACCCCAUAAAAGUCAAUGUGACAUUUGGUCUAAUUGUUAAUUAAGUCAGACCAUUUCGGAAUAUGAGGAAAAUAUAUAUAUAAAAAAACAUUUAAGAUGGUUAUUCUGGCCAGAAUGAUGGUGGACAUUUUUGGUGUGAAUCUUUACAUGGAACAAAUUGAAUGAGAACUUGAUGGUACUUUGGAAAGAAAAAAAAAGUACACGUGAUUUGUAGAAACAUUCAAAAUAUCCUUUAGGAAAUCAUUGUAAAUGGGGGGGGGGGAAAGGAUGAACACUCUUUAAUAUUAGUGAGUACAAUUGUGUGACUUGGUAUCAUUUGCACCGGCUUUGUUGUUCGCUUAACUAUUUUAUUGUCGCCGCUUGUACUCUAGUGAUGCAGUGUUAACUGGGGAACAUACGUCAUGUGCAGCUGAUGCAAUUGCCACCUGACCAUUUGCCUCUUUUCUUGGAAUAUAGUGCAGCGCAGCGUCUCCACCCCGAUCUGAGAUGCACAUAACUAUGAACAAACUAUUUUCCCUCUCCAUACACUCUGUAAAAGGUACUGAUGGACGUUACAGCAUUCUUGAUGAUGAGAGUGCGUCGCACGGCUGUAUAGUGGCAACGUCAAGCCUGGUACCUCUACUUAUAAAUAAAUAAAUGAUAAAUGGGUUAUACUUGUAUAGCGCUUUUCUACCUUCAAGGUACUCAAAGCGCUUUGACAGUAUUUCCACAUUUACCCAUUCACACACACAUUCACACACUGAUGGCGGGAGCUGCCAUGCAAGGCGCUAACCAGCAGCCAUCAGAGGCAAAGGGUGAAGUGUCUUGCCCAAGGACACAACGGACGUGACUAGGAAGGUAGAAGGUGGGAAUUGAACCCCAGUAACCAGCAACACUCCGAUUGCUGGCACAGCCACUCUACCAACUUCACCACGCCGUCCCGUUACUUCUGUUUUUGAAUGUUAAGUAGAUGUUCCUCUCUAGCCCAUCACCACUUGUAGGACGUGCUUGGCUCCUCUUCCCGCUAAUCGACUGUCGGGAAUAACAUUACUACUUGAAAGUCACUCCCCAUAUGGACUGUGCAAGAAUAGCACAUCUUUGCAUACUCAUAAACAUAUUCAUAAACAUAGGACACACAUCAAACAUACAGUGGUACCUCAACUUAUGAUCUUAGUUGGGUCUGUGAUGGUGCUCUUAACUCAAAACACUUGUAUAUCAAAUCUCCCAUUGAAAUGAACUGAAAUGAAUUUAAUCUUUGCUAUGCCCUCUCCCCCAAAACACAUUUUAAAAAGAAAAACAAACUUUUAGAUAUGAAAUAUUGUAUAACAACAAAACAAUAGAAUGUAGUACAAACAACUACAGUAGUUUUAUGAAGUAAUGUAAUAAUAAUGUACAGUAUUUACAGUACCUUGGAGAGUGGACUUUGACGGUAUCUCCUUCCAGCUGCUACUCCGUCAAAUACAUCAUCUGCAGCUUUUCCAUAUUUUCAUGGAUAAAAGUCUGCCGUUUAAAUGUUAUUUUAACACUCUUCGCUGGCAUUCUGCUUCAGUAUGGUGAAGCAGUGAUAUGCUCAAAGUGCUAAAUAAUAUGUUUGAUGAUUUCUUUCUUUAAUUCAAUUAAUAUCAUCCACUUCUUUUUCCCAGCAUUGUCCUUCAAAUUCACUUUCUUCCUUCCCAUGCUUGGAAAAUGCUAGUGGGUAAGACCAGAUGUUUUGGGCGGGUUAACGAAGGUAUUUUCUACGCCAACGAAUUAGGGAUGCCUGUAACUCAAGUUUUUGCUUGCAUAAGAGCGCUUAACUAAAAACACUCUUAAGUUGAGGUACUACUGUACACAUCUUUGUGAUCAUUUCUUGGUUUUAAUAUUGUGCUUUUUUGGGGGGGAUACAACGCUAAAUGAGGGUUUGUGUUGCUUCAACUUACGGGAUCCAUGUUUGGUUUUUGGCCAAGUUGAGGCUCUUAAUCAGGAAAAUUAUAACAAAUAGAAAGAAUGACAUGAUGUCAAAUGUAGUUGAUGAUGCAGUUUUUGACGGAAGGCCUUUAUUAAUUGCACAACACCAGAAUUCUCUAGCACAGUGAUUCUCAAACUGGUACGUGGGCUCCAUCUCGCGGUAUGCCAAAGAAUCACUUAAUUCAAUCUUAAAACACAGUGUUACUGUUCAAACUGUGUUUAAUGUUACAGUAGACACAAAUAUUGAAAACGCUUGUUAAAUAAAACCUCUGCCUUGUUUUUAAUGAAUAUGUUAUUGUUGGUCAUGAUGGUGGUACUUGGAGAGCCAGGUGUCUUCUGAGGUGGUACUUAGUGGGAAAAGUUUAAGAAGCACUGCUCUAGCAUUACUUUUGCUGAAUUUUGGCAAACAAGCAGUAGUUUUUAUAAACUGUUUGAGACGUCCAUGAAGAAAUCAUUGUAGCUCAUUGUGAACUGUACAGUAAAACACUUUAUUUUGCCCAAAUAUUUGAGAAAAUCAUGUUGGAGCAUAUAUUGAGCUGCAGGCAUUGGAACUGGACAUUUGUCAUCUCAUGUUAGUGUUCCUUUUCUAGACCCAUCCAAUUUCUAGCCUAUCUGGCUCAAACCCAACCAUGCUCACACGUCUUUGUCCCCGUCCGUCCGUCAGGUGUUCUCCUGUGCUGUUAGAUCACCAAGUGACUGCUUGCAUGUUAUAAGCAAAGGAAACAGAUAUUAUAUAAAUACUAUAUAUAACUAAAAAUGUUUUAUUUCACCAGUAAAUGUGUACUGAAACCACAAACCUGCGAUACACUUCCAUCCACGCAUACUGUGAACUCCAACAGUACUGCAAAUUGUGGCAAAAACCUAAAAGUAUCACAUUUUUCUACUUCUGUAAAUUCCAAUAAUGCUUUUGUGUAUUGUUAUGAAUUGCCUUUUGGGGUUUCUAUUUGCGCGUAUGAUUUUCAUAGAUAAGAAAAUCAACCCUUAAACUUGUGUUACGCUUUGAAAUGAUGAUCAAACAAACACUAUUGUGAACUCAUGUACACCCUCCCCCCAUGUCUAUUCCAUGCUUAAUAGAGACAAAAACGUAAGAAAAAAGAUGAUAAAAAAAAUUUUUCAAAAUACAUAAAAAGUAAAAAAAAUUAACAAAGUUGAUGUUUUCUCUGCUUGUGUAUAGUGAAUGUUUGUCAGUCACUGGGUGUGGCAAUGGUUGGCACAUGCUAGUCGACUGUGACAGUGCAGAUCUGUUAAUAAACUUAUUUUGUACACCUGCUUAUUGUUGAGGUGAUAAUAGUGCUUCUAAAGAGUUCAUCAACCUGGUAAUGUGUUUUGUUAAGUCACAAAUAAAGUUUUUCUUAAAUAUC
Messenger RNA from Entelurus aequoreus (snake pipefish), 10373 nucleotides. Its product is annotated as protocadherin alpha-C2-like. Gene Ontology annotation, cellular component: plasma membrane. The coding region runs from base 171 to 3257 and encodes 1028 amino acids. Gene Ontology annotation, biological process: homophilic cell-cell adhesion. Lineage: Eukaryota; Metazoa; Chordata; Actinopteri; Syngnathiformes; Syngnathidae. The record is from RefSeq and is a predicted model, not a curated record. Gene Ontology annotation, molecular function: calcium ion binding. The transcript is spliced from 4 exons.